GACACUUUCAGUCUAUCACUAGACAAAUACAAAAACUAACUCAGAAAAUAUCGCCUAAUCCCACUCUCCACCAAAACCGCACGAUUCAACAUCCAACGGCUUAAAAUCCUCCUUUACCGUUGAAAAUCACAACCUUUUUUUAAAAACCUCAAAAAUAUAAAAAAACAAAAUCAAAAUCAAAAUCAAAAUCAAAAUCACUCUCUUUCUCUUUCUCUCUCCCUCUCGCUCUGUAACUCGGAGCCUUCAACAAUGGCGUCCAUGGCUCUGAGUCUAACUUCAUCUCCUACCUACUCUCUCUCCUUCAGAUCUCUCCCUUCUCUCAAACCUCUCUCCAAAUCUCAACCCUCCAUUUCCCUCCCUUCUCUCAGAUCCAACGCUUCAAAAUCUCCAUCUCUCUCACACAAACACUUCCUCUCUCCUCCUUCUCUUCUCCUCCCUCACAAACUCAAACCCAUUUCAGCUUCAAACCCACCUCCACCUCCAGCUCCAGUCCCCUCCCCAGCUCCAGUUUCAGCUCCAGCUCAAGUUCAGCCAUGGCAGGGAGCUUCAAUCAAACCUCUACUCGCAUCAAUCUUAACAGGUGUCAUAAUCUGGUUCAUCCCUACACCAGAGGGAGUCUCCAGAAACGCAUGGCAACUCCUCGCAAUCUUCCUCUCCACCAUUGUUGGAAUCAUCACUCAACCUUUACCUUUGGGUGCCGUUGCAUUGAUGGGGUUAGGCGCUUCAGUUUUGACAAAAACCCUAACAUUCUCCGCCGCGUUUUCCGCUUUCGGUGACCCAAUUCCAUGGUUGAUCGCUCUCGCCUUCUUCUUCGCUCGUGGGUUCAUCAAAACUGGACUCGGGAAUCGAAUUGCGUACCAAUUUGUGAAACUAUUUGGGAGUUCUUCAUUAGGGUUAGGUUACAGUCUUGUUUUUAGUGAAGCUCUUUUAGCCCCUGCAAUUCCUUCUGUUUCUGCAAGAGCAGGCGGGAUUUUUCUUCCAUUGGUGAAAUCCCUGUGUAUUGCUUGUGGUAGCAAUGUGGGUGAUGGAACUGAGAGGAAAUUGGGGGCUUGGUUGAUGCUUACAUGUUUCCAAACUUCUGUGAUUUCUAGCUCUAUGUUUUUAACUGCUAUGGCUGCUAAUCCUUUGAGUGCAACUUUGACAUUCAAUACUAUUGGUAAGGCAAUUGGGUGGAUGGAUUGGGCUAAAGCUGCUUUUGUUCCUGGGUUGGUUUCUUUGAUUGUUGUUCCUUUACUGUUGUAUGUGGUUUACCCUCCUGAGAUUAAGUCUAGUCCUGAUGCUCCUCGCCUUGCCAAAGAGAAGUUGGACAAGAUGGGUCCUAUGACAAAGAAUGAGAGCAUUAUGGCUGUCACUUUGCUUCUCACGGUGGGAUUGUGGGUUUUCGGAGGAAAGUUGGGCGUUGAUGCAGUCACUGCGGCAAUUCUUGGAUUAUCCGUGCUCCUCAUAACUGGUGUUGUCACCUGGAAAGAGUGCUUAGCCGAGUCAGUUGCAUGGGAUACCCUCACAUGGUUUGCUGCACUCAUUGCCAUGGCUGGUUAUCUCAACAAGUACGGUCUCAUUACCUGGUUCAGUGAAAAUGUGGUUAAGGUUGUUGGUGGUUUAGGUCUUUCAUGGCAGAUGUCAUUCGGCGUUCUAGUUCUUCUUUACUUCUACUCUCACUACUUCUUUGCUAGUGGAGCUGCACAUAUUGGUGCCAUGUUCACAGCCUUCCUUUCAGUUGCAAGUGCACUAGGGACUCCACCAUUCUUGGCAGCCAUUGUUCUUUCAUUCCUCUCCAAUCUUAUGGGUGGACUCACCCACUACGGUAUUGGUUCAGCCCCCGUUUUCUACGGUGCUAACUAUGUUCCCCUACCACAAUGGUGGGGUUACGGUUUCCUCAUCUCAAUAGUUAACUUGAUAAUCUGGCUCGGAGUUGGGGGACUUUGGUGGAAAGCUAUUGGAUUGUGGUGAUCAGGUUGGUGCUCGUUCGUAGAAUUUGUUGACCCUGCAAUUUAGUACUUCUCGCGAAUACUUGCCUAUUAUAUACAAGCUCUUCCUAGAGGUAGCCCUCUGCAUUUUUGUUUUUUAGAAAAUUUAAUCCCCCUUUGUCUCUGCGAAAUGAAACAGAUCAUGAAAUAUAAAGAGCAAAAUAGUUCAAAUUUGUUUUACUGUCA
Messenger RNA from Spinacia oleracea (spinach), 2153 nucleotides. RefSeq names its product dicarboxylate transporter 1, chloroplastic-like. Lineage: Eukaryota; Viridiplantae; Streptophyta; Magnoliopsida; Caryophyllales; Amaranthaceae. The record is from RefSeq and is a predicted model, not a curated record. Gene Ontology annotation, cellular component: membrane. Gene Ontology annotation, molecular function: transmembrane transporter activity. The transcript is spliced from 3 exons. Bases 250 to 1950 code for a protein of 566 amino acids. Gene Ontology annotation, biological process: transmembrane transport.